This is a messenger RNA of Clarias gariepinus (North African catfish), 7135 nucleotides long. RefSeq names its product KH domain-containing RNA-binding protein QKI. Lineage: Eukaryota; Metazoa; Chordata; Actinopteri; Siluriformes; Clariidae. Gene Ontology annotation, cellular component: nucleus. Gene Ontology annotation, molecular function: mRNA binding. Gene Ontology annotation, biological process: regulation of mRNA splicing, via spliceosome. Bases 699 to 1721 code for a protein of 340 amino acids. The transcript is spliced from 6 exons. The record is from RefSeq and is a predicted model, not a curated record.
CUUUCGGGCCGGAGGGACGCGGGCGUGCGGCGCGGGCGGUCACGUGACCGUGCUGGCGAGUCCGGGCGGCGCAGACGGAGCUGAACGCUGACAGAGGAGCGCGCGCGCCAGUCCCGCUGAAGAAGCUCCGUUAUUGCGAGCAGAGAGACAGAAGGAACUAGACACAUUUUACAAACACACACACACACGUUACACACAGGAAGCCUUGGGGGACUCAGAGUGAGAGAGAGAGAAAGAGAGAGAGGGGGUCACUCACCGCCUACUGAGUGUCGCCUAAAAAAAGGAAGUAAAGGAGAAAUCGGCUGAAAUCUCAGCAGAACGCGCGCGCGGCCGGGAGUUGCCUUGUAACUUGUGGAAUUUAUCGAGCGAAACUUAAAAAAAAAAAAAAAACAGAGAGAGAGAGAUCGGUCUACCUCCGUGCACUUUUAAUUUUGGUAUGAUUUCAUUAGGUUUUUUGCCAUCAGUAGCAGAAUAACGGACGGUGUGUGAGUGAGAGAACUGCGGCAGUGACGGGAAACAGCGGCGCGCGCGAGAGAGAGACACAGAGAGAGAGAGAGAGAGAGAGAGAGAGAGUCUCCCGAAGUGCGUGCAACACACACUCGCUCUCCUUCAGCGCGUCUUUUCUCCUCUGUUUAAUAUUUCUACGCUGUUUGCUUUUUGCCGUGUAUCCUGGGGCCUCAGCUGUGAUUUCUUGGAAUAUGGUGGGGGAAAUGGAAACGAAGGAGAAGCCGAAGCCGAGCCCAGACUAUCUGAUGCAGCUGAUGAACGACAAGAAGCUGAUGAGCAGCCUGCCCAACUUCUGCGGCAUCUUCAACCACCUCGAGCGCCUUCUCGACGAAGAGAUCAGCAGAGUACGGAAGGACAUGUACAAUGAUACGUUAAAUGGGAGCACAGAGAAGAGGAGCUCAGAGCUCCCGGAUGCUGUGGGUCCUAUUGUGCAACUCCAGGAGAAGCUCUACGUGCCUGUUAAAGAAUAUCCUGAUUUUAACUUUGUGGGCCGGAUCCUUGGCCCGCGGGGGCUUACAGCCAAGCAACUAGAGGCUGAGACAGGAUGCAAGAUCAUGGUGAGAGGCAAAGGCUCCAUGAGAGACAAGAAAAAGGAGGAGCAGAACCGCGGCAAGCCCAACUGGGAGCACCUGAAUGAAGACCUGCACGUCUUGAUUACGGUGGAAGACGCUCAGAACCGUGCCGAGAUCAAGCUCAAACGAGCCGUGGAGGAAGUCAACAAGUUGCUGGUGCCUGCGGCCGAAGGAGAGGACAGUCUGAAGAAGAUGCAGUUGAUGGAACUGGCCAUUCUAAACGGCACCUACAGGGAUGCCAACAUUAAAUCACCGAGUGCCCAGGCCCCGCGCAUCAUCAGCGGCCCAGCACCCGUGCUGCCCCCAGCCGCCCUGCGCACCCCCGCUCCUGCUGGCCCCACCAUCAUGCCCCUAAUUCGGCAGAUCCAGACUGUCGUGCCCAACGGUUCAGCCCACGCCCAUGCUGCUGCCGCCACCCUGGUGCCUCCCGGGCCGGAGUCAGCCGGCCUGAUUUACGCCGCACCCUACGAAUACCCAUACACACUGGCACCAGCCACCUCAAUCCUCGAGUACCCCAUCGACUCCAGUGGCGUGUUAGGUAAGCACAGCUGUGAGUGCCCUGGCAUGCCACCUCACCAACACCACCACCCAUUUGGGCAGUGGAGCGCAGCACCUACCUUAUUUCUGCGUCACUCUUCUUAAACCCUGACCACCUCACACCCCACACCUCCUUCCCAAAUGCUGCCUGUCGAUAUAGAUGAGCUUUCUUUAUUUCCUGCCACCCUCAUCCACCUGUUUCCCAUCACCUUAGGGAGAUUAAAAAGGCAAAAAAAUAAAUAACACUCCCAAACCCUUUUCAACUUAAUCCAUUUAGUUUCAUAAAAGUCAUUUUUCACUGCAAAAAUAAAAAAUAAAAAACAUACAUUAAAGAUAUGUGGCAUAAAUGAUUGGGCUGCUAAGUGCUCUGUUGGCUUUAUAUAAAUGAUAAGAGAGGGAUCUUUCUUGCUUUCUGCCCUCACUCCUUCUCCCUCCCUCAUUUUCACACUCUCUCUCUCUCUCUCUCUCUCUCUCUCUCUCUAUCUCUCUUUCUCAUUCUCAAAGGCCCUGUCCUUCCCUCUCCACACAAGCUCUAUGGCUUCAUUAAGGCACUUGAGAAAAGCCGAUUAUGAGUAUCAUGUUACAAACAGCAUUCUGCCAGUCUAACACAGGCUGCUCCCAGAGGCAGAGUGUUAAGUUAAGAAAUGACAAAAAGUGCAUCCAUGAGGCAAGAUCAGCAUGUCCAAUGAGAUGAGCCAGAGCGGGCUUUAGUCUCUGUCUAAUAAAGCAGCCUUUAUUCCGCCAAGCUGACUGCUCCAAGUGUUCUGCAAGUGUUCUGUUACUCCCAGUACAGUAGCACUGUAUUAGAAACCUGAUGUUAGUAGUUUUGCUGUUUGGUUUUGAUAAAAAAAAUAAAAAAAAGGACAGAUCAGUGUGACAGCAAAGGAGGUGAGGGGUGUUGUGGAGGGAGGAGAGUGGAGGAUUUCAUCCAUGUCUUCUCUCUUGUGUACACCUAUACAGCAUCCUCAAAGGCCGAAGAGCUGCCGCUGUACCUGGGCUUUCAGACCUGUCACUUUCCCAUCACUGUGCAGCGUGCAGAGCCAGCCGGCCGGCCUCCUUUUUAAAGCAGACCCACUUCCCUCAUCCCCUUUCCUGACCCUCACUCACCCUACACGCACAUCCUUCGACACCCUCCCACCCCUCCACCCCCCUCCUUCAAACAUUCAUCUUAUUGGACUGACUGGAAAGCACCCCCCCUCUUCCAGGAGCCUGUGCUCCCCAGCCUGUUUAUCUCUUCUGUAACCUGAAGCCUGUUUUGUUUUUGGUUUAAUUUAAUGUCAUGUUUAAAAACUUUGUGUACCAUAAUGAGGGAGAAAAAGCACUGAGCCCCAAACUGCUGCAACCCCCCCCUCUGGAUGCGCCCUCCUAUGGAGCGGAGGGUGCAUCAGGAGAGGUAACAUGAAGACGGUGAGGGGACAGUGGGGGUCAGACAGGGACUGCUUUGGGAGGCAUGGGAUGGUUCUAAAAGUCAGACCACAGCCGUUUGAUGGUGCUCUGUGGCAUUGAGGUCCACGGUUGUUUACAGUAUACUAUGAACCAAUAUGAAUAAUAAUAAAAAUAAAAAAAACAUAAAAACAUAGCCGUAUGCAUGCAGAGACCAAGUGCAGCAUCUCAGCCCUGCAAUGGCUUUGAUAACGCAUGGAAUUGUAGUGUGUGUUGCUUCUUGAGGACAGACACUCCUGGCACUAAUUUCACAUUCCCUUCCUUUAUUCUUUAGGUGUGGCUUUCCCCACGAAAGGCUAAAAGUGCUUUCGAGGAUCCUUACUGAGCCCCUCAUCCGAUCUGAGUGUUAACACUCAUGCGCUUUCUUUCACAGCGGCCUUGUUAUUUCUUGAGUGUUAAUGAAUUAUGAAAUGAAGCCUAGCAGUCAGUCGGACACGCUACUGUUCUGUUUACACUGGCCACCCCUCUGCCUCAGCAUAUGCUUAGAAAUGUUGAAACUGUGCCCCAUGCCCCUCUAGCAGUAAAGGAAUGUGUGUGUAUGUAUGUAUGUGUGUGUGAAAAAUAAGUGUUCUACUGACUGCUAUGUUUUAUGGUUUAGGAGAUUUAAAAAUCAAAGAGCUUGCUUUACUAAUCACUUAAAUCAUUGCUGUUGUAUUUUCUAUCCUUUUUUUUUUUUACUACUGCACACGUGCCUACGCACUAUCAUCUCUGUGCCUUUGCUCAGAGAGUGAGUUUAUCAGUAUUAUAUUUAAAUGUGGAACUGGAGAGGUGCACUUUCCUCUUGCUUCAAUGCAGGAUUAUGUGACUAGUAAAGCUCCCUUUGCUCUCUCUCUCUCUCUAUGUGUGUGUGUGUGCGUGUGUAGGGUGUAGUGUGUAGUGUGUACUCGUCACUAAUGUCCCUCAUACUGUCCAAGCAUGGAUCUACCACUUGGAAAGAAUGCAACUUUCCCUCCCUCUUUUUCAAUAUGCUACUUUCAAAAAUGAACAAGUAUUAUUUGUGCCUUAACUUGUAUUUUUAUGAUUUGCAAUAAGAAUUGUUAUAUACGUAUUUGGCCAAACAGAUAAAUGACAUCUGUUGAGUUUGAUUGAUUUAUUUGAUGGGAUUUUUUUUUUUUUUAAUCUAAUCUGUGUAUUUGGUGAUAUUAUUGCAAUCCAAGCAGGUGCAGUGGCAACUAAAGUUCGAAGGCACGAAAUGCGGGUCCAUCCUUACCAAAGGGUAGUGACCACAGACAGAGGUUAGUUUAGCUUAUGUGCUUUUGUGCUCGUGACUUGUAGUCACCUUGUUUUGGUUCUCAUCUGUUUUUCAUCCAGCUUCACUACAGGUGGAAACGGUUGUUUAAAAGUUAGAGCCUUAAACAUUUUGAAGGCCAAUAGUCAAAACCCAUACAGUACAAACACAUGCAGUAGAAACACGUACAGUAGAAACACAACAUCGAGCAAGAGAGAAAUUAUGCGAUCAAAUUCCUUCCAUUAUUUUGAUGACCUUGUGACCAUGACAUGACGUUGAUGACAAAUAAUGGAUUAGUCUGGUUCUGAAAUUUCUUUAGGCGCCAUUCAAAAUCCCAUAACAUCUUCAAGAUUUAUUAUUUAUGUUUAUAUAUAUUGCAUGGCCUAAUCCAAUAUUAUUGAAACGUACAUAAUAAACAACACAGACUUUUUUCUACAUUUUCAAAUUUGGAAGUCCUUCUGUAAAGACUUUAUCCUGGUCACAGAAGAGCACUGAGUGCUAGGUGAAAAUCUACCCCUGGAUGGCAUGCCGGUCACCCUGCACACACUUCACACAUUUAUAUGCACACAUUCCCGCCUGGGGUAAUUGAGUGUAACCCCUGGCAUGUUUUUAGGAGGCAGGACGAAACCAGAGAAACGAGAGGAAACGUACUGAAACACAGGAAAAACGUGAAAACUCAGUCGCUAGAGCUCAGAAACAAAAUAAAUAAAUGAAUUAAAAGAUCAUGGAUCAGUUCCACUUAUUAUGCAUAUUGAUGCAAUAAAGCAAAGAUUAAUCAUAUGAACAAAUGAUUAGUUGUAACAACUAUGAGAAAUAGGUAUUAUUUGUUUAAUAAAAAUACAUUGAAUAGGUCAAAACCUUAAAUUCAGUCCAGCAGAGAAACAGCCCCUUAAAAUAUCUAUUGUAUUAUCAACAUCUGGGUAUACCUGUAGUUUUGCUUUAUGCACUUGUGAUUUGGUUUAGAUUCGGGGUCAUGUGGUACUUCUGUUUGACUGAACGAGAGGGGAGAUGUGGUUAUAACGUGCCAUUUUAAGCUUGAUGCCCUUUACCAGCUGCAACUACAGAUGGCAAGCGGGAAUACAACUGUCUUUAUAUUUUUUGACUCCUUGUUUCAUUAUUAUAAGUUUUUCAUUUAUUUCUUUCAUAUAUAUUUUUUUUUGUUUUGUACUGCAAAUGUUUUUUUUUAUAUUAUGGUACUACUGCUUUCCAGAAAAUAUACUUUUGAGAACCCAUUUGCACAGAACUUCUUCCGAUAUACCGAUCUGUGCAUUUGUACUGGAUUGCCAGUCUUCAGAGGUCUCUUUUUUUUCCUUAAUUUAAGUUUUGUUACUUUUUUUAUUUCAAACUGUUGGUAUUUGCCUCAUUUGAUACAGAGAUGCUAUGUGGCACAGCUAUUAUUUUGCACUGAACAAGUCAGAAGCAUUCAUCUCUUCUGUUCUUCAAAGAACAGACAUGUUGGGAAAAAAAAGUGAAAACUACGUCAAACCUCAGAUGACAGAACUGAAAAGAGUGUUGAAUACAUGUGUGAUCGAAGCUGCAUAGUCUUAAGGUUGACCACUGUUGUGUGGACAGAAAUGUCAGAGUAUAGAUGCAUUUAUGGAAAAAAAAAACUAUUCCACUUGAUACUUUUUUAUGUUUUAUUGUAAGCAUCAUUUUAUUUUUUUGUUGUUGUUGAAAAGAAAAUAGUAUUUACUUGUUGCUUCUUAAAAAUAUAUAUAUAAAUAUAAAUCUAUAUAUAAAUAUAAAGCAGGAAUGUAUAUGAAGUGUCAAUAUACUUGCAAUUUGCAAAGAAAUAGCAGUGAUAUUAUAGAGGGCUAUUUGUAGGAAAGGCGAAUAUGCAUAAUAGUUGCUUUAUAGUAUCAUCUUAGAGAAUUUCCUAUAUUUUUGGAUAUAUGUUAGGGCUUUAUAUGAACGACAGGACUUUUCCAGUGUUUAUAUGCAAAAGCAUUUUAUAUUAUGUGUCCUGUGAAUUGUCAAUAGUCUGCAAAGCUGAGGGUGAUGGCUAAAAUUCCCACAGCUCAUGUUUCCAUGGCUAUUAUGUUAUCUAGAAAAUUCCAUGUAGUGUUGCUUUGUAUCAUUAAAGGCCAAGAUUUUUAUGUUGUUGUAAAUAGAAGAACAAAAAAAAAAAAUGAAUUUGAAAAGGCAAUAAAAAUUUUAUUGAGUACAACAACAACCAACAACUGUUUCGGCCCUAAAUUAUUUCAGUGUUCGAUGACUUGUUUCCUUGCCAUUAUAAUUCAUUUCCAUCAUAACUAUCAGCUUAUCGCUUAAACCUCUGAAGAGCUCUUAUGCUUACUAGCAGUCGGGUAACAAGACGCUGCAUCGGCUGCUCUCUGGUCUGUCCUCUCUUUUCGUUAGGACCUGUAUCCUGUACCCUUCACUUGACUGCUACUAACCAUUAGACAUGUCUACCACAGUUGGGUUCUUUUUUUUUUUUUAUUUGUCAGGAAUUUUCGCCUUUUCAUUUCCUCCUUCUUAACAUGUAACCUACUGGUUCACACUGGCUGCCAUCCUGUCAGUAAAAUCAGCUUCGAUUUUACUGCACUGUGUAAAUGAAUACAAAAGUUCUUCCAGUGCUCCUAUAUUCACUCAAACCACAGUUGGAGUUAUCCUAAAUUGUGAAAUUCAUGCCUAACACAUUACUGAACCGUUGUUGUGUAAGGCAUGAACACAGUAAAGCUUAGGUUUGACUUGAUCUACUCUGGAGCCUAAUUGUAAUGCAUUUAUCAUAAUGUCAUCCUGCCUUCACUAGCUGAAACUAAUCUCCUCUCUAUCUUUUUUCUUUUCCUCCCUCUUUUGUUGCCCUUCUUUUCCUUUGUUUUCUUUUUUCCUUGUUUCCUUUUCUCUA